Populus euphratica (Euphrates poplar) is the source of this 813-nucleotide messenger RNA. Its product is annotated as metal transporter Nramp6-like. Bases 1 to 600 code for a protein of 199 amino acids. Gene Ontology annotation, molecular function: manganese ion transmembrane transporter activity; cadmium ion transmembrane transporter activity. NCBI's taxonomy places the organism in Eukaryota, Viridiplantae, Streptophyta, Magnoliopsida, Malpighiales, Salicaceae. The record is from RefSeq and is a predicted model, not a curated record. The transcript is spliced from 3 exons. Gene Ontology annotation, biological process: manganese ion transport; iron ion transmembrane transport. Gene Ontology annotation, cellular component: plasma membrane.
AUGUAUUUUGCAAACAACCACAACCACCUGCAGGGAUUUCUUGAUUUACGAUUGACACCAUGGUUAAGGAACUUCCUAACUCGAAGCUUAGCCAUAGUCCCUAGUUUAAUUGUUGCAAUCAUUGGGGGCUCUGCCGGGGCUGGAAAGCUGAUCAUUAUUGCAUCGAUGAUUCUAUCUUUUGAGCUCCCUUUUGCUCUCAUUCCACUUCUCAAGUUCACAAGUAGCAAAACCAAGAUGGGGAUAUAUGCCAACUCAACUACGAUUUCAUGUAUUACUUGGGUCAUUGGUUUUCUCAUGAUGGCAAUAAAUAUAUACUACCUUGCAUCUAGCUUCAUCAAGAUUAUUGUUCAUGGCCAUCUAAAGCUUGUAGCUGCCAUCUUUCUUGGAAUGUUUGGAUUUUUGGGCAUGGCAGUGUAUUUGGCUGGGGUUGUAUACUUGGUGUUUCGUAGAAACAAGGAGGCUACACAUCUUGUAGCACUGACAUCUGAAAACCCACGAAUCGCCAACGAGUCUGGUAAUUCAGGAGUGUACAGUCUCCCUAGAGAAGACAUAGCAUGCAUGCAGUUGCCUCAGAGGAGGAGUAAUGCAAAUGAUUUGUAAAUCAUAGGGCAAGUGAUAUCUCAAGGUCACUAACUUCUAGUGAUUGAAAUAACAGUAGAGACGAGGUUAUAAUCUAUUUCCUUUUCUAAUCCACAAUUUGCUUCUGUCUUAGCGUUGUUAUGUGAUGACAGAACAUCUUUGUGGACCAAACAGCUAUGCUGAAUAAACCCUGAGCUUGAGAUAUUCAGAGAGCAUGUCACUGCGCAUUUCUUU